AUGGCUGCAGGCUUAGCGCAAGCCUUCCAUGGCACCGUCAUCCACUCCACCUCGCCCAGCGACCUCGUCAUCGUCGAGGAUGCCCUGCUCGUCGUCACCCCCGCAGGCCAAAUCGCCUCGCUCCAGCCCGGCGUUUCCGCCGAGCGGAUCCCCCCGACGCUCGCCUCGCUCGGCAUCCCGCCCGCGUGCCCCGUGAGGACGCUCGCGCGGGGCCAGUUCCUCAUGCCCGGAUUCGUGGACACGCACAACCACGCCCCCCAGUGGCUGCACCGCGGCCAGGGCCAGGGCCUCCAUAUCCUCGAGUGGCUCGACCAGGUGGCCUUCCCGCACGAGUCGCGCUUCCGGGACCCCGCGCACGCGCGCCGCGUGUACGGCCACGUCGUGGGCGGCAUGCUGCGCCAGGGCGUCACCACGGCGAGCUACUACGGCUCCAAGCACGGCGAGGCCACCAAGAUCCUGGCCGACGUGUGCCUCGAGCGCGGCCAGCGAGCCCUCGUCGGCAAGUGCAACAUGUCGCGCAACGCGCCGGCGUACUACCGCGACGAGGACGAGGACGAGUCCCUCCGGGUGACGCGCGACUGCAUCGACCACAUCGCCGGGAGGGACCCCGAGGGCGCCCUCGUCCGCCACGUGCUCACCCCACGGUUCGCCAUAUGCUGCGAGCCCGGCCUGCUCGCCGGCCUGGGCGACCUGGCCAGGGAGCACCCGCGCAUGCCCAUCCAGACGCACUUCAACGAGUCGGAGCAGGAGAAGAAGGCCACGCUGGGCCUGUUCCCGGCCUUUGACAACGAGGCCGACCUGUACGAGAGCUUCGGCCUGCUCGGCGACCGGUCCAUCCUGGCCCACUGCACCAUCAUGACCGAGUACGAGACGCGGCGCCUGGCCGACCUGGGGUGCGGCGUGGCGCACUGCCCCACGGCCAACAUGACCGUCGGCGGCGGCUUCAUGGCCGCUCCCAUCAAGGACUUUCUGCGGCGCGGCAUCAAGGUCGGGCUGGGGACGGAUUCCGGCGGCGGGUACUCGUCGUCGAUGCUCAACGCCAUGCAGCACAGCUUGGUGGCGUCCUUUGCCAGGGACUACCUGGACGCGGGGGAAGCCGGCACCGCGGCCGUGUCGUUUGAAGAGGUCUUCUACAUGGCCACCCUGGGGGGCGCGCAGGUGGUCGGAUGGGACGCGGACGUCGGCAACUUUGCCGCAGGCAAGCAGUUUGACGCCGUCGUGGUGGACCUGCAGACGGAGAGGGGCGGCGUGAAUGCUCCGCUGGAGGACGACGACUCGGCGAGGACCAUGCUGGAGAAGUUUGUCAUGACGGGUGACGACAGGAACAUCGCAGAGGUGUAUGUGAGGGGGAGGCGAGUGCACGGGUGA
Ustilaginoidea virens is the source of this 1368-nucleotide messenger RNA. RefSeq lists its product as uncharacterized. Gene Ontology annotation, cellular component: cytosol. The transcript has a single exon. Gene Ontology annotation, molecular function: zinc ion binding; guanine deaminase activity. The coding region runs from base 1 to 1368 and encodes 455 amino acids. Gene Ontology annotation, biological process: guanine metabolic process. NCBI's taxonomy places the organism in Eukaryota, Fungi, Ascomycota, Sordariomycetes, Hypocreales, Clavicipitaceae. The record is from RefSeq and is a predicted model, not a curated record.